CCUCGUUGCUACCUGUGGCUGUAUCCCGUAGCCCGCCUCGGUGCGCCGCCGCCACGCCUCCGCUCCACCAUGGCAGCGACCGCGCCGGCCACCGACCCACCGGAUGCCUCGCCUGCGGUCACAGAGGAUGCUCCCACUCCUGCUCGUCCCACCCCGGCGGAGCUGGUAGCCCGCGCCGUCGCCCCCGUGAAGCCCGCCUUCCUUCGCCCGCCUCCCGUCCGCGAGGCACCCAAGGAGGAGGGCGGCGGCGGCGGCGCCGUCGUAAAGGUGGAGAAGAAGUCCAAGCGCCAGCUCAAGCGCGAGCGCCACCAGGAACAAAAGUCUACUUCUCAUCUUUGUAUCCAAGUAGGGAAAAGUGGAAAUGUGGACUCAUGCAAAUACGGCACUUCUUGUCGUUUCAGCCAUGACAUAAAUGCUUAUUUGUCUCAGAAACCAGCUGACCUUGAAGGCACAUGCCCAUUUACCUCACUGGGACAGUUGUGUCCAUAUGGAAUAACUUGUCGAUUCCUUAGUACGCAUAAGGAUACCCCUGAUCCUCAAAAUCAUCCAGAAGGAAACCAUGAGAGAAAUCCUUUGAGCAAAGAAAUUCAAAAGCUCUUAUGGAAGAGCAAAUAUAAAUUUCCCAAGGCCAGUGCCCAAAUCAAACUUCUUGGUCUUAAGGAUGGAAACAAGAAUAAAGCAGAAGCAGCAAAUGAUAAUCCAGAUGAAACAUGUGAGCUGAAUGGUGAUGAGAAAACGUCUCUUUCUAGCAUUCCUGUGAAUGUUGAACCUGAUCCCACGUUGUGCAAAGAAAUAGAUAAUUCAGAGGGACAUCCUUUGGUUGUUAACUCGGUUGAAUCUGUGGAGCCAAGGCCAUCAAAGAAAUCAAAGGUUGAAGUUGAUGAAACUCAGGACCAUGGAACUGGUAUGCAUGACAAUGGGGCUGAAUCUGAAGCUGUUAAUUUAAUCAAUGGAGUAAAAGUUUCCUCAAACAACCAAAGUUCCUGCAAAGUUGAUCUGAUCACAACACCUCAUUUACGUGAAAAGAAAAUUAUAGAUUUUCGAGAGAAGCUGUACCUUGCUCCCUUGACCACUGUUGGGAAUCUUCCUUUUCGGAGGCUCUGUAAAACCUUGGGAGCUGAUGUUACUUGUGGAGAAAUGGCUAUGAGCACAAAUCUUUUGCAGGGGCAAGCUUCAGAGUGGGCUUUGCUGCGACGGCAUCCAUCAGAGGAUUUGUUUGGGGUGCAAAUCUGUGGACCGUAUCCAGAUACGGUAGCACGGACAGUUGAACUUGUGGAUAAUGAAUGUCCAGUUGACUUCAUAGACAUAAAUAUGGGCUGCCCAAUUGAUAUAGUUGUCAACAAGGGUGCUGGAUCAUCAUUGCUCACAAAGCCUAUGAGGAUUAGGAGUAUUGUACAAGCAGCAUCUUCUGUUACUGAAAAACCAUUAACUGUUAAGGUAAGAACAGCUUUCUUUGAGGGCAGGAAUCGUGCUGAUUCUAUAGUUUCAGAUAUCUACGACUGGGGUGCUUCAGCCAUAACAAUACAUGGUCGAUCACGGCAACAACGCUACAGCAAACUUGCUGAUUGGGACUAUAUCUACCAGUGUGCACAGAAGGCUCCUGACUAUUUGCAUGUCAUUGGAAAUGGUGAUGUAUUCUCCUUUACUGACUGGAACAAACAUGUUUCAGACUGCUCCAAAAUUUCUACUUGCAUGAUUGCUAGAGGUGCACUUAUCAAGCCCUGGUUAUUUACUGAGAUAAAAGAACAAAGGCACUGGGAUAUUACAUCUGGUGAGAGAUUAAAUAUUCUUAAAGAUUUUGUUCGUUUUGGUCUGGAACAUUGGGGCUCUGAUUCCAAAGGAGUUGAAACAACACGCCAUUUCCUACUGGAAUGGCUUAGUUACACCUGUCGCUACAUUCCGGUGGGUCUGCUGGAUGUCAUUCCACAACGAUUGAACUGGAGGCCUCCAAGCUACUAUGGGCGUGAUGACCUCGAAACCCUGAUGGUCUCUGAUUCAGCAGCUGACUGGAUAAGGAUCUCAGAGAUGUUACUUGGCAAAGUUCCAGAAGGAUUUACCUUCGCACCGAAACACAAAUCCAAUGCCUAUGACCGAGCAGAAAACGGUUAAACCUUUUGUUUGUCAGGGCAGGAACUCGACAACACCAAGGGUGGGUUCUCUUGAGGAUCAGAGACAACUACUGAGGUCCAUCCAUGCUGCUUUCAUGGUGCUUGAAUCCAUCAUGUAGCAUGAUUUUAUUUUAGCCAAAUGGCAAUUGUACCAAUAGUUUAAGUAUAAACUAUAGAAUACUACAAUAAUUGAAAGGCAUCCCAAUUCUCUCCAUUUAGAAACGAUAAUAUCUGAUGUAUGAACGUACGUUUCAUCAGCUUUCGGAAAUGCAGCACCAUCAAUGGUUUGGUGCUGGUCAGAGCUCAAAUCUGAGUCAAUUUGUCGUUACAUGUUAGUACUAUUAUUACUACUAAUUUUUGUUUGUU
Messenger RNA from Sorghum bicolor (sorghum), 2474 nucleotides. RefSeq names its product tRNA-dihydrouridine(47) synthase [NAD(P)(+)]-like. The coding region runs from base 70 to 2109 and encodes 679 amino acids. The transcript has 10 exons. Gene Ontology annotation, biological process: tRNA processing. Lineage: Eukaryota; Viridiplantae; Streptophyta; Magnoliopsida; Poales; Poaceae. The record is from RefSeq and is a predicted model, not a curated record. Gene Ontology annotation, molecular function: flavin adenine dinucleotide binding; metal ion binding; RNA binding.